AUGCUCCCAGCAAGAUCUGAGGCACUGGUGCUUCUGGUAGCCCUACUGGGAAAGACUGCAUCCACAGGCAGCCAGGAUGCACCCUCAUUGCCCUGGGAAGUGCAGCGCUAUGACGGCUGGUUCAACAAUCUGAGGCAUCACAAGCGUGGUGCUGCUGGCUCGCGGCUGCAGCGCCUGGUACCUGCCAGUUACGCUGAUGGCGUUUAUCAGGCUCUGGAGGAGCCGCUGCUGCCCAACCCUCGCCUACUUAGCAACGCCGCGACCCAGGGCAGAGCAGGGCUGGCGUCCCUCCACAACCGCACAGUGCUGGGGGUCUUCUUUGGCUACCACGUGCUCUCAGACCUGGUGAGUGUGGAAAUGCCAGGCUGCCCGGCCGAGUACCUCAACAUUUAUAUCCCGCGUGGGGACCCAGUGUUUGACCCUGACAAGCGCGGGAACGUGGUGUUGCCUGUCCAAAGGAGCCGCUGGGACCCCGAGACUGGAAAGAGCCCCAGCAACCCCCGGGACCUGACCAACCAGGUGACAGGCUGGCUGGAUGGCAGCGCCAUCUAUGGCUCCUCGCACUCCUGGAGCGACGCGCUGCGGAGCUUCUCUGGAGGACAGCUGGCAUCCGGGCCGGAUCCUGCCUUCCCGCGGGACUCACAGGACCCUCUGCUCAUGUGGACCGCUCCUGACCCGGUCACCGGGCAGGGCGGGGCGCAGGGACUGUAUGCCUUCGGGGCCCAGCGAGGGAACAGGGAGCCCUUCCUGCAGGCGCUGGGCCUGCUGUGGUUCCGCUACCACAACCUGUGUGCGAGGCGGCUGGCCCAGGAGCACCCGAGCUGGGGGGAUGAGGAGCUGUUCCAGCAUGCGCGCAAGAGGGUCAUUGCCACCUACCAGAAUAUUGCUCUGUAUGAGUGGCUGCCCAGCUUCCUGCAGAAAACGCCCCCAGAGUAUUCGGGGUACCACCCUUUCAUGGACCCCAGCAUCUCCCCAGAGUUCGUGGUGGCCUCUGAACAGUUCUUCUCCACCAUGGUGCCCCCUGGUGUCUACAUGAGGAACUCCAGCUGUCAUUUUCAGAAAUUCCCAAACAAGGAUUUUGGCAGCUCUCCAGCUCUCAGAGUCUGCAACAGCUACUGGAUUCGGGAGAACCCAAAUCUAAAGAGUGCCCAGGAGGUGGAUCAGCUGCUGCUGGGAAUGGCCUCCCAGAUUUCAGAGCUGGAGGACAGGAUAGUGAUUGAAGACCUGAGAGAUUAUUGGCCUGGCCCAGACAAAUUCUCCCGCACAGACUAUGUGGCCAACAGCAUCCAACGUGGCCGCGAUCUGGGGCUGCCCAGCUAUAGCCAGGCUCUGAUGGCCUUGGGACUGGAGCCCCCAAAGAACUGGAGUGAUCUCAACCCCACAGUAGACCCCAAGGUGCUGGAAGCCACAGCUGCUCUGUACAGCCAAGACCUGUCCCGGCUAGAGCUACUCCUGGGUGGACUCCUGGAAAGUCAUGGGGACCCUGGACCUCUGUUCAGCACCAUCGUCCUUGACCAGUUUGUGCGCCUCCGGGAUGGUGACCGAUACUGGUUUGAGAACACCAGGAAUGGGUUGUUCUCCAAGGAGGAGAUUGCAGAAAUCAGAAAGACCACCUUGCGAGAUGUGCUGAUAGCUGUCUCUAAUGUGGACCCCAGUACCUUGCAGCCCAAUGUCUUUUUCUGGCAAGAAGGUGCACCCUGCCCACAGCCCCAGCAGCUUACAACUGAAGGCUUGCCCCACUGUGUGCCCCUUAUGGUGACUGAUUACUUCGAGGGCAGUGGUGCUGGCUACGGCAUAGUCAUUGUGGCGCUCUGUUGCUUUCCAUUAGCAAGUCUGGUUGUUGCUGGGAUGGUGGCUCAUUUCCGGAACCGAGAGCGCAAGAAGCUACUAAAGAAAGAAAAAGAGAGUAUGAAGAAGGAAACAGUCAAAGAAGGAAUGGCAGCAAUGGAGUGGCCAGGCCCCAAGGAAAGGAGCUAUCCCAUCAGCAUUCAGCUGCUCCCAGACAGGUGCCUGCAGGUCCUGGACAGACAUCUCACUGUGCUCCGUACCAUCCAGUUGCGGCCCCCACAGCAAGUUAACCUCAUUCUGUCCAGCAACCGGGGACGCUGCACCCUGCUGCUCAAGAUCCCCAAGGAAUAUGACCUGGUGCUGCUGUUUAACUCUGAAGAAGAACGGGACUCCUUUGUGCAGCAGCUGCAGGACCUCUGUGUAUGCUGGACUCUGAGCUUCCACGUGUCUGAGAUGAGCGAGAGUGAGCUAUUUAGGAAGGCUGUGACCAAGCAGCAGCGGGCAUGCAUCCUGGAGAUCUUCUUCAGACACCUUUUUUCUCAGGUGCUGGACAUCAACCAGGCAGAUGCAGGAACCCUGCCCCUGGACUCAUCCCAGAAGGUGUGGGAGGCCCUGACCUGUGAACUGAGCCGGGCUGAGUUUGCUGAGUCCCUGGGCCUCAAGCCCCAGGACAUGUUUGUGGAGUCUAUGUUCUCUCUGGCCGACAAAGAUGGCAAUGGCUACCUGUCCUUCCGGGAGUUCCUGGACAUCCUGGUGGUCUUCAUGAAAGGUUCCCCAGAGGAUAAGUCCCACCUGAUGUUCACCAUGUAUGACCUGGAUGGGAAUGGUUUCCUCUCCAAGGAUGAAUUCUUCACCAUGAUGCGGUCCUUUAUUGAGAUCUCCAACAACUGCCUGUCCAAGGCCCAGCUGACUGAGGUGGUGGAGUCUAUGUUCCGGGAGUCAGGCUUCCAGGACAAGGAGGAGCUGACGUGGGAAGACUUCCAUUUCAUGCUGCGGGACCACAACAGCGAUCUCCAGUUCACAAAGCUGUGUGUCAAAGGUGGAUCUGGAGGUAUCCUCUUGUUCUUCCUUUCAGGUGUUGGGGACAUCUUUAAGCAAAGCAGUGGCUGUAGAGUGUCAUUCAUCACUCGGACUCCUGGGAACCGCUGCUGCCCUCAGGAACUGGCACUCCCCAGUUUGGAAGCCCCAGAGCUGGGAGGUUCUGGCCUAAAGAAGAGGUUUGGCAAAAAGGCAGUGGGGCCCCCUCCCCGGUUGUACACAGAAGCUCUACAGGAGAAGAUGCAGCGCGGCUUCUUGGCCCAGAAGCUACAGCAGUUCAAGCGCUUCGUGGAGAACUACCGGCGCCACAUCGUGUGUGUCACAAUCUUCUCAGCCAUCUGUGUGGGCCUGUUUGCAGACCGUGCCUAUUACUAUGGCUUUGCCUCACCACCUACGGACAUUGAAGAGACGACCUAUGUGGGCAUCAUCCUGUCACGGGGAACAGCAGCCAGCAUCUCCUUCAUGUUCUCCUAUAUCCUGCUCACCAUGUGCCGCAACCUCAUCACCUUCCUGAGGGAGACCUUCCUCAACCGCUACAUUCCCUUCGAUGCAGCAGUAGACUUCCAUCGCUGGAUUGCUAUGGCUGCAGUUCUCCUGGCUAUUCUCCACAGUGCUGGCCAUGUGGUCAAUUUCUACAUCUUCUCAGUCAGUCCCCUCAGCCUGAUGGCCUGUGUCUUCCCCAACGUCUUUGUGAAUGAUGGGUCUAAGCUUCCCCAGAAAUACUACUGGUGGUUCUUUGAGACAAUUCCAGGUAUGACAGGAGUUCUCCUGCUCCUGGUCCUGGCCAUCAUGUACGUCUUCGCCUCCCAUCACUUCCGCCGUCACAGCUUCCGGGGCUUCUGGCUGACCCACCACCUCUAUGUUGUGCUUUAUGCCCUGCUCAUCAUCCACGGCAGCUUUGCCCUCAUCCAACUUCCCAGUUUCCACAUCUACUUCCUGGUCCCAGCAAUUAUCUAUGGAGGGGACAAACUGGUGAGCUUGAGCCGGAAGAAGGUGGAGAUCAGUGUGGUGAAGGCUGAGCUGCUGCCUUCAGGAGUGACGUACCUGCAGUUCCAGCGGCCUCAGGAUUUUGAAUACAAAUCAGGGCAGUGGGUGCGGAUCGCCAGCCUGGCUCUGGGAACCAAUGAGUACCACCCCUUCACACUGACCUCUGCACCCCAUGAGGACAUGCUCAGCCUGCAUAUCCGAGCUGUGGGACCUUGGACCACUCGCCUCAGGGAGAUCUACUCACCCCCAAAGGGUGACAUCUGUCCCAAAUAUCCAAAGCUGUACCUCGAUGGACCAUUUGGAGAGGGCCACCAAGAGUGGCAUAAGUUUGAAGUGUCAGUGCUGGUGGGAGGGGGCAUUGGAGUCACUCCCUUUGCCUCCAUCCUCAAAGACCUGGUCUUCAAAUCUUCCUUGGGCAGCAAAAUGCACUGUAAGAAGAUCUACUUCAUCUGGGUGACGAGGACUCAGCGGCAGUUUGAGUGGCUGGCUGACAUCAUCCGGGAAGUGGAGGAAAAUGACUGCCAGGACCUGGUGUCUGUACACAUUUACAUUACCCAGCUGGCUGAGAAGUUUGACCUCCGGACCACCAUGCUGUACAUCUGUGAGCGGCACUUCCAGAAGGUGCUGAACCGGAGUCUGUUCACCGGCCUGCGCUCUGUCACCCACUUUGGCCGUCCUCCCUUUGAGCCCUUCUUCAACUCCCUGCAGGAAGUUCAUCCACAGGUGCGCAAGAUUGGUGUGUUCAGCUGUGGCCCUCCAGGGAUGACCAAGAAUGUAGAGAAGGCCUGCCAGCUCAUCAACAGGCAGGAUCGGGCCCACUUUGUGCACCACUAUGAGAACUUCUGAGCCUGCCCCACCUCUGCGGACCUCAGCUGCCCAUCCCUAUUGGUGAUUUCUCUGACAGAAUCCACUUGAGACCUCAGCCAGAGAACUGAAGAGUCCCUCUCGAGUUGGCCCAUCUAUCCCAUGUUCUAGGCAGAUAGACA
Messenger RNA from Nannospalax galili (Upper Galilee mountains blind mole rat), 4799 nucleotides. RefSeq names its product dual oxidase 2 (gene Duox2). Lineage: Eukaryota; Metazoa; Chordata; Mammalia; Rodentia; Spalacidae. Gene Ontology annotation, molecular function: peroxidase activity; heme binding; calcium ion binding. Gene Ontology annotation, biological process: superoxide anion generation; defense response; response to oxidative stress. The transcript is spliced from 33 exons. Bases 1 to 4659 code for a protein of 1552 amino acids. Gene Ontology annotation, cellular component: plasma membrane; NADPH oxidase complex. The record is from RefSeq and is a predicted model, not a curated record.